Molecule: messenger RNA, 2953 nt
Organism: Kogia breviceps (pygmy sperm whale)
Lineage: Eukaryota; Metazoa; Chordata; Mammalia; Artiodactyla; Physeteridae
Source: RefSeq, a predicted model, not a curated record
CCCCUGGACUGUGCCGUCCAAGUUGGCGAGCCUGGGGCACUCAGAGGCCGCCCAGCAGCCCACCGCCCAGGGGCAUCUGCAGCCUGAAGUCAGAAUGCUCAAGGGGCAGCUUCCAAACACUGACGAAGACCUCGCCGCCCGCCCGGGGUCCCCGGCCGCUGACGACCGUCGGGGACCCGAGAAGAACCCAGUGCUCCCUCUGGACGCCCCAGCGCCAGUCGGCAACGAGGACCCCCAGGCCAGGGGGAGACCCUUCAGUCCGAAGCCGCCGCCGCUGAGGCCCAGGCUGGAGCGAGCAUUGUCCCUGGAUGAGAAGGGCUGGAGGAAGAGGCGUUUUCGAACCAGCCGUGAGGACCUGGCCGCGAGGAAUGGGGCCAGCCCCUCCGGGGGCUCCCUGCAGGACGAGGCCCCCGGGACCGCCGCCCGCAGUGGCUCCCCGCCCUGCCUGAGCACCUCCCUGCAGGAGAUCCCCACGACCCGCAGGGCCCCGGGCAGCGGAGGCCCCUCCUCGCGGGGUAACUGUCUCUCCGGGACGAUCAGCACUUCCCUGGACCCCCUGCACCGGGACGGGGCCUCGGCCGGGAGCGCCCCCCGGCUGGCCAGCCUGCUUCCCCCGCGUCCGCUGCCCGCCAUGGACUGGGACGUCGCCUCCGACGCCCUGCGGACAGCCAACAAGGUGGACUGGGGCCACGCGGAUUACCAGGUGCGGCGGCAGGCCAGGCUGUUCCGGGCCCACAGCAGCCUGGGCCCCGGCCGGCCCCCGAGCCCCCUGGCCCGUGACGACUGCUCCCUGCACUCGGCCAGGUCCACCUUCAGCCUCCUGGUGCCCAUUCGCACCAAGGACGUCCGCAGCAGGAGCUACCUGGAGGGGAGUCUCCUGGCGAGCGGGGCCCUGAUGGGGGCAGAUGAGCUGGCCCGCUACUUCCCAGACCGGAACGUGGCCCUCUUCGUGGCCACGUGGAACAUGCAGGGACAGAAGGAGCUGCCCCCGAACCUGGACGAGCUCCUGCUGCCCGCCGAGGCUGACCUGGCUCAGGACCUGUACGUCGUCGGGGUCCAGGAGGGCUGCUCCGACAGGCGGGAGUGGGAGACGAGGUUGCAGGAGACGCUGGGCCCCCACUACGUCAUGCUGUACUCGGCGGCCCACGGGGCGCUCUACAUGUCCGUGCUCAUCCGCAGGGACCUCAUCUGGUUCUGCUCAGAGGUGGAGAGCUCCACGGUGACCACGCGCAUCGUGUCGCAGAUCAAAACCAAGGGGGCCCUGGGCGUCAGCUUCACCUUUUUCGGCACCUCCCUCCUCUUCAUCACGUCCCACUUCACGUCCGGAGAUGGGAAGGUGGGCGAGCGGCUGAUGGACUACAGCAAGACCGUCCAGGGCCUGGCGCUGCCCAAAAACGUGCCGGACACCAGCCCCUACCGCUCCGACGCCGCGGACGUCACCACCCGCUUCGACGGGGUCUUCUGGUUCGGAGACUUCAACUUCCGCCUGAGUGGCGGGCGGGCGGCCGUGGAAGCCAUCCUGAAGCAGGACCCGGGUGCCAGCGUGCAGGCCCUGCUGCGGCACGACCAGCUCACGCGGGAGAUGAAGAGAGGGUCCAUCUUCAAGGGCUUCCAAGAGCCGGACAUCCACUUCCUGCCGUCGUACAAGUUCGACGUCGGGAAGGACUCGUACGAUACCACCUCCAAGCAGAGGACCCCUUCGUACACGGUGAGCCGCCCGCAGGGCUGGGGGAGCGUGGGGGCCGGGCCUCCCGGGGGGCUUCGGCACGGGGACUCGUUCAAGGGCAGCCGGUCCAGCCCGGCAGCCAGACGGCCCCUGGGACCCUUCCCGCAGGACCGCGUCAUGUACAGGAGCCGCCACGGGGACGACAUCUGUCCCGUCAAGUACUCCUCCUGCCCCGGCAUCAGGACGUCCGACCACCGCCCCGUGUACGGCCUGUUCCGGGUCAGAGUGAGGCCGGGGAGAGACAACAUUCCGCUAGCCGCCGGCAAGUUUGACCGAGAACUGUACCUGAUAGGAAUUAAGAGACGGAUUUCCAGAGAGAUCCAGAGACAGCAGGCGCUGAAGAGCCAGCACUCCAGCGCCAUCUGUACCGUCUCUUGAGGAAAUUUGCCGAAGGAGGACUGGUCACCCGCAACCCGGGAGGGUAUCUGACCUAGGAACCUGGGAAGACGGAGGAGGCUGCCGUCCGGGAAGCUGAUGAACCGCUGCCGGGGGCUGCCCCCUCCUCUGCGAGAGCCCGACGGGAGGCUCCAGGUCCGGCGCCCGCUGCUGAGACAGAACCACACGCCCCCACGGCGCUUCCCUGUCUCGGGGCGGCCUCCCCCCACCGCGGCCGCUGUCGGCAGGAGAUGCCCGGCUGGCUGUGAGCAGCUCGCGUGCCCUGAAGCCAGUGGCAGAGCCCGCGUGCGGGCCAGGCACCCUGACCUCCGGAUCUGCGGCCUCCCAGCAGCCCCUCAAACCCAAACCAAGAGCUGCCCUUCCUUGAGUGCCAGGCACGCCGCCGGGGGUCCGGUGACCCUGGGCCUCUGUUCCCACAGCACACGCUAGGACCGAGCCGAGGCUGGGAUGAGGCCGGCCCGGCCGGCGGUUCAGGCCCACGAGACCGCCUCCCUCUCCUCUCCCGGUCCAUUUGGGUCCAUUUGCUUAGGUAACUUAAGUUAGCUACGAGCAGCAUUAAUGUUAAGUGGUGCGUUUCCCGGUCUGAGAAGCCGCUGGAAGCUUGGAAUGUCACACCUUGCCAGCCUAGGCCGGCCCCCACCAGCCUGGAUGUCUUUGUUUUCUUAAAGGGUUUAGAGUCUGUUACUGCUUUGUGUCUUAAUCCAUCUCGUAAAAAAAAAAAUAUUUAGGCUUUGAAUGUGGGAAAAACUAGGGGCAUUCAAUCUAGUCUUUUAUUUAUUUUUCCAUAUUUAUAUUUUUAAAUAAAUGCAUCUAUUGAAUCUUAAACUCUUC